Messenger RNA from Brugia malayi, 1182 nucleotides. RefSeq lists its product as uncharacterized. The transcript has 8 exons. Gene Ontology annotation, molecular function: G protein-coupled receptor activity. Bases 1 to 1182 code for a protein of 393 amino acids. Gene Ontology annotation, biological process: G protein-coupled receptor signaling pathway. The record is from RefSeq and is a predicted model, not a curated record. Gene Ontology annotation, cellular component: membrane. NCBI's taxonomy places the organism in Eukaryota, Metazoa, Nematoda, Chromadorea, Rhabditida, Onchocercidae.
AUGCGACGCAGUUUGGUAAAUUUAUUUUUGCUUACAAUUAGCAUUACUGAUUUGCUAUUGCUUAUUUUUAAUUUCUUCUUUCUUCUAUUUCCAGUAAUUGCAUUAUUUUCUAAUUCUUUUACACUGCAAGAUAUUUAUCCUGUAAUACUCAGGUUUAGUUAUCCAUUAGCAAGGAUAGCACAAACAUGCGGUGUUUAUUUAACCUUAUUUGUAUCAGUACAUCGUUAUCUCGGUGUUUGUCAUCCAUUUCAAGCAAAACGAUGGAUUACAGGGAAACCUGUAAAAUGUGCUAUUUUUGGUUCUGUUGUAUUUUCAUUUGUUAUCAAUGCGACAACAUGGCUUGAACUUACUGUUGUUCCAUGUUACAGUAAACAAUUUCAUCGAUUGUCAAGACAUAUUCAAUUAACUGAAUUACAAAUGGAUUAUACAUAUGGAAUUAUUAUGAAAGUAAUUACCUAUACAUUAGUUAUGUUUAUUUUUCCAUUUGUAAUUCUAAUUAUUGUCAACACAUGCAUUAUUGUUGCUCUUAAACAUAGCACAAAUAUGAGAGCAUUGCAUACAGGUGGUAAAUCAUCCUUAUCAAAAACAAAUAACAGUCAGAAAUAUGCUCAAAAUGAAAUGGCAGUGAUAUUAAAUUCAUCAUCUGCAACUACUGGUUCACAGUUUUCUUCAGCUAAUUCUACCAGUUUUCGACCGAUGGCUAUGAGAUCAAUUAAACCAGCAUCGAAUUUCCAUUCGUCAACUCGUGACAGUUCGGUGACAUUAAUGCUUUUAGCUAUUGUUGCUAUGUUUCUCACUUGUAAUGGCCUAGCAUUUUGCAACAAUAUCAUCGAAAUAUUAAUGUUUGUGGAUAAAAUUGAUAACAGUGAGAACGAGAGCGCAUUCGAGAAAAGUGUCGAGAUUGCCAAUAUUUUAGUGUCAUUAAAUUCAUCAACAUCAAUCUUCAUUUAUCUCAUCUUUAGCUCUAAAUAUCGUAUCAUUGUGAAAGAGUAUCUUGGUUUAAAAAAUACUGAUAAAGCUUAUAGUGGAACAUUAACAGCAGCAGCUAUAACAAUACGUCAUACAUUCGAAUACCCAUUUUUACGUGGUGAUAACAUAUCACCACGUAAAUAUUUAUCAAAUUCAGCAAAAUCUCGUAUAUCAUCUGCAUUACGCUUUCCCAUAUCAUCACAACGCAGUUGA